UAGUGAUCAAUUUUUAACUGAAGUAUCCAAGCAGAAUCAUUUUGUUAUGUUUUUUGCACCAUGGUGUGGUCAUUGCAGUAGAUUAUCUCCCACUUGGGAUCAGUUGGCAGAUAAAUAUAAUAGUGCUGAAAAAAACUCUGUUAAGAUUGCAAAGGUUGAUUGUACCGUAGAAACUUCUUUGUGCUCAGAGCAAGAUGUAACUGGUUAUCCAACCCUUAAACUUUUCAAAACUGGAGAAGAUGAAGGAGUUAAAUACAGAGGGACCCGAGAUCUGGCAUCUCUUACUACUUUUAUUAGUGAACAGCUAGGAAUAGAGAAAUUGGCACCUACAUGGGAUGACCUUGCCAGAUCAUUUGAAUAUGAUACAACAGUAACUAUAGCAAAAGUAGACUGUACUGUGCAUAGGUCAGUAUGUAACACCUUCGAU
Molecule: messenger RNA, 427 nt
Organism: Gryllus bimaculatus (two-spotted cricket)
Lineage: Eukaryota; Metazoa; Arthropoda; Insecta; Orthoptera; Gryllidae
Source: the annotation of a GenBank genome assembly